This is a messenger RNA of Cucurbitaria berberidis CBS 394.84, 969 nucleotides long. RefSeq names its product Aldo/keto reductase. The record is from RefSeq and is a predicted model, not a curated record. Gene Ontology annotation, molecular function: aldose reductase (NADPH) activity. The coding region runs from base 1 to 969 and encodes 322 amino acids. Lineage: Eukaryota; Fungi; Ascomycota; Dothideomycetes; Pleosporales; Cucurbitariaceae. Gene Ontology annotation, cellular component: cytosol. The transcript has 2 exons.
AUGGCAGAUCCUCAAUCCUAUGUUCUGAAUAACGGUGAACCAAUUCCAGCAAUCGGUUUUGGCACCUGGGAUCCGGAUAACCCCGAAGGCGCAUAUGCUGCAACGAAGUAUGCCUUGGAGGCUGGUUAUCGCCAUCUCGACUGCGCUUCGCUCUACAACAACGAAGAGCUCGUAGGACGCGCCAUUUUCGAGUUCUUGCACUCCAAUCCAGAUAGAGUACGACGAAGUGACCUCUUCAUCACUACGAAGGUAUGGAAUCACCUUCAUAGCCCCGAAGAUGUGCAAUGGAGCUUAGGCGAGUCACUUCGAAAACUGGGACUCGACUACGUCGACCUGUAUCUUCUUCACUAUCCUGUUGCUACGGAGAAAGAUGGACAGUACCAACAGAAAAAAGACAAGCAUGGCAAGUACGUUGUGAACAGGAUGUUGACAGAACACCCGGAGCCAACCUGGCGAGCGAUGGAAGCUCUUGUACAGCAAGGAAAGACAAAGGCUAUCGGGGUGUCCAACUGGUCGAUCAAUCGUCUCGAGCAACUUUUGACCUCUGCAGAAAUCAGGCCUGCCGUCAACCAAAUCGAGAUUCACCCUUUCUUUCCCAACAGGAAUCUUGUUACCUACUGCCAUAACCAUGGCGUCUUGCCCCAGGCAUAUUCACCCCUCGGAUCCCAAGUGAGAGCUUCAAGACCAUGUGGGCUUGUACUCGAAAAUGAAGAACUAAAAAGAAUUGCGGAGACCAGUGGGCAUAAACUCAGCCAGCUGCUGCUUGCGUGGGGAUUGAAACGCGGAUAUGUUGUUCUACCCAAGUCAUUCACACCAAAAAGAAUCGCGGACAACUUUCAAAUCCCUACAUUGACGGAGGAGGCAUUCAACGCAGUUCAAAAAAUUGCGACGAGGAAUUGUACUCGGUUGGUGGAUAUCAGUGGCGAGUAUGACUAUGAGAAUUUCUGGGAUGAUGCGCGCGAUUUCUGA